AUGGCGGGUCGAGCCCAUGUCUCCAUCCAAAACAGCCUCUGGUUCUUAUCAUCAUCAUCAUCAUCCUCAUCCUCUUCUCUGUAUUCCAAAGGAGCCCACAAUCUCAAGAAUCGACUCCACUUCCGCACCAACUUGUUCUCAUCUCAUCAGUCCAGAGGAGCCCUCUCUCUGUACUAUUGCACUUGCAGCGGCAAAAGCAGGAGUCUUCCUGUCGGCGAGGCGGCGAACAAAGACCCUUUCGUCAUCACAACUCCGCUGUAUUACGUCAAUGCCCCUCCCCACAUGGGCAGCGCCUACACCACCAUUGCCGCCGAUGCUAUGGCCCGUUUUCAGAGGUUGCUAGGAAAGAAAGUUACAUUUAUAACUGGCACAGAUGAGCAUGGAGAGAAGAUUGCUACUGCUGCAGCUGCCAGUGGUUCCAGCCCACAUGAACACUGUGAUGUCAUUUCACAAGCUUACAAGGCGCUUUGGGAAGAUUUAGACAUAGCUUAUGACAAGUUCAUCCGGACAACUGCUCCCAAGCAUGAAGUUAUAGUGAAGGAGUUUUACUCUAGAGUACUUGAAAAUGGUGACAUUUACCGUGCAGAUUAUGAGGGACUUUAUUGUGUCAACUGUGAGGAGUACAAGGAUGAGAAAGAACUGCUGGAGGGAAACUGUUGCCCCAUGCACCUGAAGCCAUGUCUUCUUAGGAAAGAGGACAAUUACUUUUUUGCUCUUUCAAAGUAUCAAAAGAAGUUGGAAGAGACUUUAGCACAAAAUCCGGGCUUUGUACAGCCUUCUUUUCGUCUAAACGAGGUGCAAAGUUGGAUCAAAAGUGGCCUGAGAGACUUUUCAAUUUCACGAACAUCAGUGGAUUGGGGUAUUCCGGUUCCUAAUGAUAUUAAUCAAACCAUUUAUGUCUGGUUUGAUGCUCUACUCGGCUAUAUAUCUGCACUUACGGAGGAGGAGCAAGCUAAUUUACAAACUGCAGUUUCUUCUGGUUGGCCUGCUUCAGUACACUUGAUUGGAAAGGAUAUAUUACGUUUUCAUGCAAUAUAUUGGCCAGCUAUGUUAAUGUCUGCCAGACUAAGCCUUCCUAAGAUGGUGUUUGGCCAUGGAUUCUUAACGAAGGAUGGCAUGAAAAUGGGAAAGUCGCUAGGGAACACCCUUGAACCAAGUGAUUUGGUACAAAGGUUUGGGUCUGAUGCUGUCAGGUACUUCUUCCUUAGGGAGGUAGAAUUUGGUAAUGACGGGGACUACUCUGAGGACCGUUUCAUCAAUAUGGUCAAUGCACAUCUUGCCAAUACAAUUGGAAAUCUCCUAAACCGUACACUUGGGCUUUUGAAAAAGAAUUGCCAAUCAACUUUGGCAGUUGAUUCAACUAUUGCAGCGGAAGGAAAUGCAUUUAAGGACACUGUUGAGAAGCUGGUUGACAAGGCUCGGGUUCAGUAUGAGAAUCUCUCACUAUCAUCAGCCUGUGAGGCUGUACUAGAGAUUGGUAAUGCAGGAAACUUGUACAUGGAUGAACGUGCACCAUGGUCUCUUUUCAAGCAACAGGGUGCUGCCGCUGAAGCUGCUUCAAAGGAUCUGGUGAUCAUUCUAGAAGCAAUGAGGAUAAUAGCAAUCGCUUUAUCCCCCGUUACACCUAGAUUAUGCCUGAGAAUAUAUACCCAGCUCGGCUACUCUGAGGGCCAGUUCAAUGCUGCUACCUGGGGCGACACCAAAUGGGGCGGGCUGAAGGGUGGUCAGGUCAUGGCUGAACCGAAGCCUAUCUUUGCUAGAAUCGAAAGCCAAAAGGAAGGGGAAGGGGGAGAGGAAGGCGAAGUGACAAAAAAGAAAGCAAGCAAAAAGAAAGAAAGGAUGCCUCUAAGUCAGACUCUGGCGGAGGCCUAAGAGAAGAGAUGUGGUUUCAGCAUCUUCAGUACAAUCUAUAUAUACAUACCUGAUUCGUUUUUUCUCUUUAUCAUCACAUUUACUCCACAAUCAAAUAGUUUCAAAUUAUGGACUUCAUAAAGGAGAAUGGGUUUCAUUGUUCAUUC
Molecule: messenger RNA, 2018 nt
Organism: Diospyros lotus (date-plum)
Lineage: Eukaryota; Viridiplantae; Streptophyta; Magnoliopsida; Ericales; Ebenaceae
Product: methionine--tRNA ligase, chloroplastic/mitochondrial
Exons: 12
Coding region: 1-1872 (623 amino acids)
Biological process (GO): methionyl-tRNA aminoacylation
Cellular component (GO): chloroplast stroma; mitochondrion
Molecular function (GO): ATP binding; methionine-tRNA ligase activity
Source: RefSeq, a predicted model, not a curated record